CAACAUUUUGAACAGCAAUUACAACCACUCUCACAUCAUCAUAACUUAUGAUCAUUUUUCUUCCUUUCUUUACCCCACCUACUACCCCCACUCACUAAAAAAUCAACUCAAAUUUCCCAUUCUAAGUCUCCUUUUCUCUCUCACUACAGUUUCAUAUGCUGUUGCUUCAAUCCACCUUCAAUUUCUUCAAGGAACCGUUAGUUCACAUCUGCUUUCCGUUCAAUUCAAAUAGUGAUUUCAUGGGUCUUUCUUGAAACACCCUUUAAUCAAGCAUAAUUGUUGCAGUAUAGAGUAUGUAUCCUAAACCCCUUUCUGUUCUUGAUUCUGUUAGUUAGCUUUUAUUCCAUUAGUUCCAUUUUUUAAUAAGAAUUUUGGUAUGGAUUCAUACGAUCAAACCACUCGGUUUAGGUAUAACCCCACACAAGGUAGUAGUGAGUUCUCUGGGAUUCUUGAAAUCUAUGUUCAUCAUGCUAGAAACAUUCAUAACAUAUGUAUCUACGAAAACCAAGAUGUUUAUGCUAAAUUUUCCCUAACUUACAAUCCUGAUGAGACCUUUUCAACUAAGAUCAUCAAUGGUGGAGGUAAAAACCCUGAAUUCAAUGAGAAACUGGUGAUCAAAAUCACCCAAUUUGAUGCUGUUCUCAAGUGUGAAAUGUGGAUGCUUAGCAGGGCCAAGAAUUAUAUGGAAGAUCAGCUCUUGGGGUUUUCUUUGGUUCCAAUCUCUUUGGUUGUUGGGAAAGGAGAAUUAACCCAAGAUUUUAGUCUUUCUUCCACUGAUUUGUUCCAUUCUCCUGCUGGUACUGUCAAACUGAGUCUUUCUUUCAAUACAAAUCUACCCUUUAAUCCAUCUCCCAAUUCGGCCCGGAAUUCCUCGAUAACUUCUGAAGUUGUAUUGUUAGAUCGAAAGAUCUCUGAGGUUGCUCUUGACCCAAUUGAGUACUCCAGAAUUGAAUUCCCAGAUAUCAAUGUAGUUAGACAGAAUCAACAGAUGGUUUCUGAAUAUUUCGGGCAUGGUUCUGCUUCCAAGCCUGCAAUGGUAGGCACGGGAUCCUUUCUUUGCCUAGGUGCCUGCGAUCAUGACUACGAAAUGGUUGCCAAUUCUGGCUCCAUUUCUCCUGAAGAUAGCAUCCAGAAUUCGGGUUUUUUCAGUUCUACAAUGACUAGUUUGGGUGACGAUAGGAACUCGGCCGAUUCAUUAGACAAAAAGAAUACUUUAGCCGCAGAAUCAUCAAAUAUUUCUCCUUCCAAUCUAGACACCAAGGAGAACACAUUGAGAGAAAAGAAAGAGCUAAAGGAAGAAUCAGCAAUGCAGCAACAGAUCGUUGAUAUGUAUAUGAGGAGUAUGCAACAGUUUACAGAGUCGUUGGCGAAGAUGAAGCUGCCGAUGAAUCUUGAAAAGAUUGAAGCCGAAGACCAUGGGGAUGUUAUUCAACGACCCGAAAACAAUGUGGAGAUCGAGAACAAGAAGAAAGACGGUGGUGCACGGGUUUUCUACGGUAGCCGGGCUUUCUUUUAAUGAUUGUGACAUUUGGCCAAAUGGUAUUACUAAUCCCUCUUAAGGUAGAGUUUUAAGUUAUCUCGGAAUGUUAAAUAUAUCAGUUUGUUAAAUGUUUGUUAUGCAUGAAGUCUUAGUUUCUCGGCCUGGUUCGCCAAUCGGCUCUCUAUGUUUUCAGU
Molecule: messenger RNA, 1674 nt
Organism: Cynara cardunculus var. scolymus (artichoke)
Lineage: Eukaryota; Viridiplantae; Streptophyta; Magnoliopsida; Asterales; Asteraceae
Exons: 1
Coding region: 377-1516 (379 amino acids)
Source: RefSeq, a predicted model, not a curated record